AUGCAAGCCGUUCAGAAUUCCCCCGAUCCUGCACCGAAGCGGACCAAACGGCCUCGUGCUGCCCAGGCUUGCGAUCGUUAUGUCACCGACCUCGAGAAGAGGGUGGAGGAGUUGGCCUCGAAGCUACGCGCAGCCGAGGCCCAUAUCAUAACAUCGCCACUACCUCCCAAUGUGCAGAACACCCACACUGUAGCCCCCGUGACUCUAGACGCGACGCCAUGCUCUAUGCCACGAACGGGCUCAACACCCCGCGACACAUCCAAGCUACCCAACGACGCACCCGACGCACCCGAGGAAUCCGCGGAGAGCGCCGACGAGAUCAACGAACUGAACCAUCAUACGAACGCAAUGGAAUUCCACGGCAGCACUUCGUCUGCCGCUGCAAUCGGCUAUUUGCAGAAGGCGCGAGAGCCAAAAAUCCGCGAGGAAAAUAAUCGCCCCUCAGCAGACUUUUCAUUGAUUUCGACUCUGCACAAUCCAAGCUUCUCCCCUUCUACCACUGGGCCUGGUCAAUUGACUUCUAUUGAACAACAGAAUUAUUACUUUGACCAGGCUCAUGUGUUCAUGAAUGGCUAUUUCGAGAAUAUCCAUUUCAUCCAUCCGUUCAUUGACAAAGAGGAUUUCUUAGCCCGUGCCAGUGACUUGUGGCUAAAUCGUUCUCAGACACCGGAGCCUAGCUUCGUCGCCUUAUAUUUGAGUAUCCUCUCCUUUGGUUCGCUGGUGCGAGUAUGGGACGAGGAUACCCUUGCGGGUCUGGGUCGAUUUGAAUGGAGCAGAAAGCUGUUCGGCGAAGCUCAAGCAUAUCUCACUCACUUGCGCUUCUCGAAUGAUCUUGAAACCGUCCAAUGUCUGUACUUGAUGAUGAGCUUUUCAGUCGGACGACCAGAUACAUUGGGGAUGGAUGAAUACCAUAACCGAGCCAUCCCGCCCCGAGAUGAUUCUGAGUAUGCAAUUAUCCCAUGGAUGAUUGACUUUGCCCAAAUCGUCCGAAAGGUUUCCGUUCAGAUCUACCACUCGCGCAUUACAUUACAAGAGAAGCUCCAACUGGCCCUCCAGAUCGAAAUGGAAAUGGAUCGUUGGCUCGCACGUUUACCGGAAAAAUUAAGACCAGAUAUCGGCGCCAACAGAUCGCCACGAAGCGCCCUCCGUGAUCCCAAAUGGGCAAGAAGACAACGGCUGGUCCUAGGGAUCCGAUAUUAUAAUGUGAAAAUGUUACUGUUUCGACCAUUCUUAAGCCAUUUCACCCGCAAGCUUCGACAUCCGCCUAGUGAACUAGAGGAAACAAUCGCUAAAUGCCUUGACGCCGCCAUGAAGACGAUCGAAGUGAUCCAUGACAUCUAUCGAGUGCACGAAUUUUUCAGAUGCUGGUGGUACAAUACGACCUAUGUGAUGUUUGCAACAUCAACGCUUCUUCUCCCAAUGUCGAAACUCGGCAUGUGCGAAGACACGAUGCCCCUUCUCCGCUCCGUGGAAAUGGGAGUCGAGAUACUAGAAGCCAUGGAGGAGUCCGUCGUGGCACGGAAAUCAGUGGAAAUCAUUCGACAGUAUUUACGAGAAUUCCGAUCCUCUGGUGCACAGGUAGCCACAGGGAUUGGUGGAGAAAAUGGUUUUAUGGCCUCAGGGGAGCCAGGACCCGGUCACCCAGGGCCUGGUCAGCCUGGAUUUGAAAUCCCAGAUUGGGCCUAUGGCUUCGGUUUCCCAGAUUACUCAUUUGAAGGAAUCGCCCGACUAUUUGAUGAUAUCGGUGGACUACCUAUGUUGGAGGAGAAUAGUGUAUGA
This is a messenger RNA of Penicillium odoratum, 1779 nucleotides long. Its product is annotated as fungal specific transcription factor domain-containing protein. Gene Ontology annotation, biological process: positive regulation of transcription from RNA polymerase II promoter by galactose; DNA-templated transcription. Lineage: Eukaryota; Fungi; Ascomycota; Eurotiomycetes; Eurotiales; Aspergillaceae. The record is from RefSeq and is a predicted model, not a curated record. The transcript is spliced from 5 exons. Gene Ontology annotation, cellular component: nucleus. Gene Ontology annotation, molecular function: zinc ion binding; DNA-binding transcription factor activity, RNA polymerase II-specific; RNA polymerase II cis-regulatory region sequence-specific DNA binding. Bases 1 to 1779 code for a protein of 592 amino acids.